Molecule: messenger RNA, 4640 nt
Organism: Scatophagus argus
Lineage: Eukaryota; Metazoa; Chordata; Actinopteri; Scatophagidae
Product: aryl hydrocarbon receptor-like
Exons: 12
Coding region: 733-3534 (933 amino acids)
Biological process (GO): regulation of transcription by RNA polymerase II
Cellular component (GO): aryl hydrocarbon receptor complex; nucleus
Molecular function (GO): protein dimerization activity; nuclear receptor activity; transcription cis-regulatory region binding
Source: RefSeq, a predicted model, not a curated record
GGAGAAUCGAUUUUGAGUUUAUGGCGACCGUUAGCUUUCCCGACGUCACCUUUGACCCUGUGCGCGGGCCCGACGACAAAUCAGUGCCCGGGAAGUACGCGCGCGCGCCCUGGUCGUAGAGGGAGACCGAGGAGAGCGGGCGAGUGGGCCGGGAGAAGAGAGGGAGAGGGGAGAGGGGAGGACUGGAGGAAGGAGGGAGGUCAGUUUAACUUUUAACAGUUUUGUUUUACCGUUUUUCGUCUGAACUCGGUCCUCAGGAUGUGAAGUUUGAACGGCGGUGUUUAUAGUCCGGACAAGUGGAGCGCCAUGGACGGGAUGACCGGAGCGAGAAACUGCGACAGCCGUCCCCCGAUAUCCCCAUAAUACUUCGGCAGGGAGCUUUCUUUUAUAAUGAAUUUACGGUGACACUAUCUAUCUUCAGCUGUGGCAUCUGUUUCAUAUCCCCUCACAGUCUUUAAGCUCUGAAUUUCAACUGGAAAAAACAAGUUUUAACAGGACGUUAGCUAACGGAGGUGUAACGGUUAGCGGGGUUCUGUGACGUUAUUUAACGUUAACGUUAGCUUCAAGCAGCUUCCUGUCUGUCAGUGAGUGACAGCGGAGGAGUCUGGCGGUGCUGCGGGGUUUUGUCGGACAGUUACUGCCUCUGUUGGACUCCACUGUCUGGAGGCUGUAUGAGUUAGGUUUUAUGGAUUCCUUUCAGCUUCAGUAACUGAAUAAAUCAACAUUAACAACAUGUAUGCUGGACGGAAAAGAAGAAAACCGGCGCAGAAAGGAGUCAAACUGACGCCAGCCGACGGUGCCAAGUCCAACCCUUCCAAACGCCACCGUGACCGUCUGAACUCGGAGCUGGACCGGCUCGCCAGCCUGCUGCCUUUCCCUGAAGACGUCAUCUCCAGUCUGGACAAACUGUCCAUCCUGAGGCUCAGUGUCAGCUUUCUCCGCACCAAGAGCUUCUUCUCCGUGGCACUGAAGAACCAGCAGUUCAAUGGCACAAACAAGAGCAGCAAUCACAGUGAUGACAGCAAAACACCAGGAUCCGUGGACAGAUGCAUACCUGAGGGGGAGCUGCUGCUGCAGGCCCUGAAUGGCUUCAUCCUGGUGGUGACAGCUGAGGGAAUCAUCUUCUUCUGCUCUCACACCAUUCAGGAUUACCUCGGCUUCCACCAGACUGACGUGAUGCACCAGAGCGUGUUUGAGCUGAUCCACACUGAAGACCAGCAGGAGUUCAGGAGCAACCUGCACUGGGCCCUUAACCCCCCUGCCGGCCACGGACCCCCCACAGAUCCCUCAGCAGAUGGAGAGUCAAUGUCCACCUCUUCCUGUCUGGUGAGCUACAACCCCGACCAGCUUCCACCUGAAAACUCCUCCUUCCUGGAGAGAAGCUUCAUCUGCCGCUUCCGCUGCUUGUUGGACAAUUCCUCCGGCUUCCUGGCGUUGAAUAUUCAGGGUCGACUCAAGUUUCUCCACGGUCAGAGCCGUCAGCAGAGUGACAGUGAGGGGCAGAGCCCGCCUCAGCUCGCCCUGUUCGCCAUCGCCACACCCCUCCAGCCUCCAGCCAUCUUGGAAAUCAGGACAAGGAACAUGAUCUUCAGGACCAAACACAAGCUUGACUUCACUCCCAUGGCCUGUGAUGCAAAGGGCAAAAUUGUUCUGGGUUACACUGAGGCUGAGCUGAGAGUUCGAGGUUCAGGCUACCAGUUCAUUCACGCUGCUGACAUGCUGUACUGUGCUGAGAAUCAUGUCCGAAUGAUUAAGACGGGCGAGAGCGGCCUCACCGUCUUCAGGCUGCUCACCAAGGAGAACCGGUGGAAGUGGGUCCAGGCCAAUGCCAGACUUGUCUACAAGAACGGGAAGCCAGACUACAUCAUCGCCACCCAGAGACCCUUGGUGGAUGAAGAGGGAGGGGAGCACCUGAGGAAGCGAUCCAUGCACCUCCCCUUCACCUUUGCCACUGGAGAGGCAAUGCUCUACCAGACCAGUUAUCCACUGCAUGGCUUCCAGGAUUCCUUCCUGGGCAAAGCCAAAGGCAGCAAGUCCAAGAAAGGCAAACUGGACAAGAGCUCUUCAGAUGAACUGGACCCAAAGUCGCUGCUGGGAGCGCUGAUGAGCCAGGAUGAGUCUGUGUAUGUCUGCCAGCCGGACACAGAACCCAAGACGUCCUACCACAGCAGCCUGUUCAGCGAGCAGCAAGGUGGCAACAAUUAUGGCAGUUUGUUGAGUGGCGACAGCUGGAGCAUCGUAUCUAAUGGGGAGACAGGGAGGUGCAAUAGCAAAACAUCUAGUUAUGACCCACUGUUGGCCACUCUGGACUCUCUGACCCUGGGCGGUGAGGAAACGUGCUCCAAUAGUGAGCUCUUCAGUGCCCUGGAGAAUUUGGGUCUAAAUGCUGAAGACCUGGAGCUCCUGCUGCUGGAUGAGAGGAUGAUCCGGGUGGAGUUGGACCCCAACCACAUUCCAACACUUAAUGACCUCCUCACCAAUAACGAAAUCCUCUCCUACCUCCAUGACUCACUGGAAAAUGGGACUGAGCAGGAGCAACGAGGAGAUAGAGGUGGAUUUGGAGGGAACCCAGACCCAGCCCAAAGCAUCAGCCAGCAGCCGCCAGCACGCUUCAUGCCGGCUGUCCGUUCAGCUCUUCCCAGCAGCAGUCAGCCUAUCAUCCAGCUGUCGCAACAGAUGCAGCAACACAUAAGUGCAGGUGAGCCGGUGAAAACUCAGCUGGGGCAGAUUCAGCCUGUCACCCAGCCGGGAACAGUGGACACUGGGAUUCCUAAUGGCCACUGGGUAGUACCCACAGAGAACCACCACCACCCCAACAACCACACCCGUCAUCUCCUACAUACUGUCCCUAAGCCCUCACAGGGAAACAGUGAACAUAAACACCUUAACUCACUUCUGGAAUCGAGCCAACAGUGGCAGCCUCAGCAGGCCCAACACUCGUCCCACCUGCCGAACCCUCAGCAGGUCAGCAGCCAGAGCGCUUUGCUGCCUGGUUUCCAUAAUCAGCUGGAACUGACAACAAACGCAUCUUACAUCCCAAACGGAUUGUCAGCCUUUCCACCGAAUUUGGGGGGCUGUCCUACAGGUUACAGCAUUUGCAGCGCGCCACAUCCAGGUGAUACAGUGCUGAACAGUUUGACCACACCAGACGUUUGUCGCUACCAGUUGCAGGCUCACCAGAAGCACCAACAGCAGCAGCAGCAGCAGCAGCAGCAGACUCAGGUUCCACCAUCCUGUUUGCCCCAGUGCCCCACCCAGAGCUCUGCAGUGGAGUUAGAACAGUUACUGGGCCUGUCCCAGCCACAAGAUAGCCUGUCGCCAUUAGAGGCCUACAGCAUGUUCAACACCAGCACACAGGACUCCACUCACAGCAAGUUGGAGAACGGUUGCCUCCUCAGUGCCACCAACACAGCAUACAUCAGGACGUGUCUGAUGCCAAACGGGAAUGGAGGGGCUGCCGGUGACAUCCCCAUCUCCUGUCCAGAUGGACUCUCCACCCUGCAGGACCCCCAGACACCUGGAUUCUUCCUCUGAAAAGCAAGAGGAGAAGAUGCAGAAAUGAGGCACCACAGACACAACAGUCAGAACAGACACUGAGACUUCAAUACGACUGUCUUGAAGGCACUUUUGUUUCUGUGUUGUUUUUGCUUGAAUAUUACACAAUCGGACAAACUCCUCACCAGACUUCCUCUGAGCUCCUGAAGAUGAAAAAUACAACAAAACCCAGUUUCCUCUUCAUGAGGAUAGUCUGGACUCCCACUUCCAUUAGAAGGACACGACAGCUGCGUUCAUGUCAGAAUAGUAAAACAGUCUUCCUGCACAGUGACUCCUUUCACUUUCUCUACUUUUAGCUAAUCAUUUUUGCAUAUUUUACUAAACAAGCUCAGCUCUGUUAUGACAUGAACGCAGUAUCGCUUUCAGCAUUUAGCACCAACUCAGAAACCAAAUAAGAAGCGUGUGUGUGUGUGUGUGGUUGCUCCAUUGCUGAAUGUCUUGUGUGAACUGUAAAGGAGACAUAAAGCUUUUAUUUCACGACAAAAAGGUGCUUUGGAGUGAUUUGUCGAUGUCGGUAGCUGAUGACAAACGUCACAGCGAUGAAAUGCAUUUAAAAGUUUAUUUGUUUUUCUUCCUUUUGUUUCGUUUUUUUGUAAACAGACUUUUCUUAUAAAACAGAUUAUUUAAACCAGUUACGAGAUCAAAUGCUGUACGAAAGAGAAAAAAAAUGUAUAAAAUGACAAUCGUUUCCCAAGGCGCUUUAAAAACAACAAAAAGAAAUGGUUUUGCGUGUGUGUGUGUAUAUAACUGUGUUUUUUAAUGGUGUUGUUGCAAGCACUACUUUAAAAUCACUCUCUUACAAACUCUUUAGCACUGACAGUAGUCUUGUAGAAAAAUGACUCUAUGUUGUAUGAAUAUUGUUCCCAGAAGUUGUGUUGUUUAAAGGCAAUUUGUCACUUCAGCUCAAAGCAAAAUGGUGCCAUAACAGUAAGUCAGGCCAGUCCAUUUUCCUGGUCUGUUAUUAUCUUAAAAUCCACUUUGUACACCAGACGACAUUUAAAAGUGACUGUUAAUUGUUUUUCAUUGUGUUAUCAGCCAUCUUGUUGGAGUUGGAGUCAAAUCCUUGUUUUUUUCGUGGUUCGUUU